CCGGCGCCAUGGGCUCCCUGCUCCCCAAGCUGCUCGAGCUCCUCAAGGAGUACAAAUUGAAGAAGAAGGUUAGGGAAAGUGUCGGCUCUCUCGAGAAAGAGAUGAAGAGCAUGUACGCUGCCCUCCGCAAGGUGGGCGAAGUGCCAUGUGACCAACUCGACGAGCAGGUCAAGCUCUGGGCAGGGGAGGUGAGGGAGCUCUCCUUCAACAUGGAGGAUGUCGUUGACAAGUUUCUGGUGCGUGUUGAUGACGGCUCUGAGCCUGUGGCCAACUCGAACAAGAUCAAACGGCUCACCAAGAAGAUGACCGGCUUGUUCACCAAGGGGAAGACUCACCAUGAGAUCGCAAACGCCAUCAAGGACAUCAACAAGCAAGUCCAAGACGUUGCUAGCAGGCGUGUGCGGUACAAUGUCGACAAUAUUGUUGCUAUGCCUGCAGCGGUGACUCCCAUCGAUCCUCGCCUUCGGGCUCUGUACACCGAUGUGACAGAGCUUGUUGGCAUUGCUGGGGAAAGGGAUCAAGAGCUAAUGAAGUUGCUUUCAGAAGGAGACGACGAGUCCAAGAAAAAAUUGAAGAUUGUCACUGUUGUCGGAUUUGGAGGAUUAGGCAAGACCACUCUUGUCAAAACGGUUUAUGACAAGAUUAAAGGAGAAUUUGAUUGCCGAGCUUUUGUUUCUGUUGGUCGAAAUGCUAGUGCAAAAAUGGUUUUGAUGGAUAUCCUUCUUGCUCUUGACAUGUACGAAAGUCAUUUCACCAUAUUGGGUGAAACACAACUCAUCGACAAACUCCGGGAACGUCUCCAGAACAAGAGGUACCUCAUUGUAAUUGAUGAUAUAUGGGAUGAAAAACUGUGGACAAUUAUCAACUGGGCCUUCUCUAAAAACAACAUUUUUGGAAGUCGCUAAUCACGACAACUCGUGUAGUCAAUGUAUCUAAAUUAU
Molecule: messenger RNA, 941 nt
Organism: Triticum aestivum (bread wheat)
Lineage: Eukaryota; Viridiplantae; Streptophyta; Magnoliopsida; Poales; Poaceae
Product: disease resistance protein RGA5-like
Exons: 2
Coding region: 9-905 (298 amino acids)
Molecular function (GO): ADP binding
Source: RefSeq, a predicted model, not a curated record